This is a messenger RNA of Durotheca rogersii, 1204 nucleotides long. RefSeq names its product 6-phosphogluconate dehydrogenase 2. Bases 93 to 1019 code for a protein of 308 amino acids. NCBI's taxonomy places the organism in Eukaryota, Fungi, Ascomycota, Sordariomycetes, Xylariales, Xylariaceae. The transcript is spliced from 4 exons. Gene Ontology annotation, molecular function: NADP binding; oxidoreductase activity, acting on the CH-OH group of donors, NAD or NADP as acceptor. The record is from RefSeq and is a predicted model, not a curated record.
CGCUUCAUCUUUCAGGAAUCACAACUUGCUGGUGCUUCGACUUGACUGCUCUCGCAAUACCGGCCGCCAAGUCUGUAAGGAGUUCAGCCAAGAUGGCGCCUCAGCUGUCGUGGAUCGGGCUGGGCAACAUGGGGAGGGGGAUGGUGAAGAACCUGGUGGAGAAGGGCAACCUGGAGAAGCCCCUCCUCCUCUACAACCGCACGAAAAAGCGCGCGGAGGAGCUAGCGGCUACGCUGCCAGCGGGGAAGGCCGAAGCCGUCGAUUCGAUCGAGGAGGCCGUCAAGAAGGCUGAUAUCAUCUUUGUCAUGGUGUCCAACGACACCGCGGCGCAGGACGUCUUCGAUACCAUCCUCGAGGGCGACGUCGCCGGCAAGCUGUUCGUCGAAUGCUCCACGCUCCACCCGGACACGACUGAGAAGAUUGCCAAGUCGGCGACGGACAAAGGGGCCGAAUUUGUGGCCAGCCCCGUCUUCGGCGCGCCGGCGGCGGCCGUGGCGGGCCAGCUCAUCUUCGUUCCCGCGGGGCCCAAGUCGGCGAUCGACAAGCUGCGGCCGUACAUCCAGGGCGUGAUGGGGAGGGCGGAGAUCGCGUUCGAGGACGCGGCGUACGGGCAGGCGCUGAAGCUGAAGCUGCUGGGCAACAGCCUGAUCCUCAACAUGGUGACGUCGCUGGCGGAGGGCCACGCGGCGGCGGACAAGACGGGCGUCGGGCCGGCGCCGUUCCGGCAGCUCGUCGACCUGCUCUUCGGCGGCAUCUACGGCCUCUACUCGGAGCGCAUGGUCGCCGGCACCUACUGGAAGAUGGCCGAGCCGCUCUUCUCCGCCAACAACGCGCGCAAGGACGCCGCCCACAUGGCCGACGUCGCGCGCGCCGCCGGCGCCGAGCUCCGGUUCGUCGCUGUCGCCGACGAAUACCUCCGGGACGUCGCCGACCACGCCGGCGGCGACAAGGGCGACAUCGCCGGCAUAUACGGCGCCGCGAGGAAGAGGGCCGGGCUGAAGUUCGAGAACGACGCGUGAAUAGCCGUGUCGUGUAGGUAUAUGGGGGUACCUAGGUCUAUCGCAAAGAGGACGAGAUAGAUAGGUAGAUCACUAGUGUUUUUUUAAGGAUAGGGUGGAUGAAACCCAGUAGCAAUGUUGUUUGAGGCUCUGAAUCCCAGGGGGUCUCUCACCUCAGCGAAAGUGAAAUGCGUGCUUGCUUGUUA